Daphnia carinata is the source of this 1327-nucleotide messenger RNA. Its product is annotated as dnaJ homolog subfamily C member 25 homolog. Lineage: Eukaryota; Metazoa; Arthropoda; Branchiopoda; Diplostraca; Daphniidae. Gene Ontology annotation, cellular component: endoplasmic reticulum membrane. Bases 201 to 1208 code for a protein of 335 amino acids. Gene Ontology annotation, biological process: protein folding. The transcript has 2 exons. The record is from RefSeq and is a predicted model, not a curated record.
UGUGUGUCCCGUUACGUGGAACUUGUUGGUUGAAUGGAAUUCGUGUCUGUUGUCUGCUUCCACAAACGUCACUUGCAGUUUGAUCAGUCGGGUUAGUUUGCUCAAGGCAUGUUCCCGCUAUGCUACGUGUUCCAUAAACUGCUUGAUCCUAUAUCAGAGUUGUAACUAUAAAUUAGAUAUUAGGAAUAAUUAUUUUAAAAAUGAAAAGCAAAUCGCAUUUAUUUAUUGUUAUCUUCUGCGUCUUUUCAAACGCCCGCUAUGUUCAUUCGUUGGUCGAAGGACUCUACUGUGGCGUGGAAAAUUGUUACGAUGUUCUUGGAGUGACAAGAGAGAGCUCAAAGAGCGCCAUAGGAAAAGCUUACCGGAAUCUUGCAAAGAAGCUUCAUCCUGAUGUUCAAGGGGCUGACGUAAGCAAAGAAGAAGCUGAGAAGAAUUUUCAUAGAAUAGCCACUGCCUAUGAAGUUCUGAGAGAUGAUGCCUCUAGAGAAGAUUAUGAUUACAUGGUUGACCAUCCAGAAGAAAUGUACACUCAUUACUACAGAUAUUACAGACGCCGUGCUGCUCCCAAUGUUGACAUCAGGAUCAUCCUUGCUGUCUGUAUUAGUAUCAUAUCUGGUAUUCAAUACUAUAGUGCUUGGGAUAGAUAUGAAACUGCCAUCAAGUAUCUGACCACUGUUCAGAAAUAUCGAAUUCGCGCAACUGAAAUAGCCAAGCAGGAGGGUCUGUUCAAUGAAGAUGGGAAAAAGAAAAACAAGGAUAAAUCAAAGGAAAAGGAAGAAAAGGAGCAGAUUAUUCGUAAAGUUAUCGAAGAGAAAAUGGACAUCCGUGGUGGAUACGCAAAACCAGACUGGAAGCAAAUUCUUUGGAUCCAGCUCAUCAUUCUCCCUUACACAAUAUAUCAAUAUGUAAAAUGGUACAUUAUCUGGGUCUACAAAUUUAACAUAAGAAAAGAAGAGUAUGGUGAAGAAGAAAAGCUGUAUUUGAUUAAGAAACACCUCAAGCUCUCACGUUUAGAGUUCGAUGCUCUUGAAGAUCAUACCAGAGAAGAGUAUCUCGAACUUGGACUUUGGGAAAAGUCGAAAGCAAUCGAAUGGAAGGCCGAGAAAGAAGAAGAGCUAAAACGAGAGCUCUCCCAAUCUGCACGUCAUAAAGCGUACAGGCGUUAUCUGAAAAAAGGAACGGGGCGACUCACAUUUGACGAUUCUUAAUCUACAUUUGACAGAUGAGGUGAAUCAUCACCCGAGUUCAUCCCGUGUUGUGAUUUAAGAGUCUCUUGACUUGUGUCCCUUCAUGUGCUUAUUUGACGCAAUACAACAGUUACCAAAUU